Cordyceps militaris CM01 is the source of this 1725-nucleotide messenger RNA. RefSeq names its product sulfate adenylyltransferase. Gene Ontology annotation, cellular component: cytoplasm. Gene Ontology annotation, biological process: sulfur amino acid metabolic process. The coding region runs from base 1 to 1725 and encodes 574 amino acids. The transcript has 5 exons. The record is from RefSeq and is a predicted model, not a curated record. Lineage: Eukaryota; Fungi; Ascomycota; Sordariomycetes; Hypocreales; Cordycipitaceae. Gene Ontology annotation, molecular function: adenylylsulfate kinase activity; sulfate adenylyltransferase (ATP) activity; ATP binding.
AUGGCCAAUACUCCCCACGGCGGCGUCCUCAAGGACCUCUUCGCCCGCGAUCUCCCGCGCCAGACUGAGCUUCUCGCCGAGUCCGAGACUCUACCCGCUCUUGUCCUCACUGAGCGCCACCUUUGCGACCUCGAACUUAUUCUCAAUGGCGGUUUCUCUCCCCUCGAGGGCUUCAUGACCGAGCAGGACUACAACGGCGUCGUCAAGGACAACCGCCUUGCUAGCGGCCUGCUCUUCAGCAUGCCCAUCACCCUCGAUGUCGACCAAAAGCAGAUUGACCAGCUUGGCCUCAAGGCUGGUGCGCGCAUUACCCUGCGCGACUCUCGCGACGAUCGCAACCUCGCCAUUCUCACUAUCGAGGACAUCUACCGCCCUGACAAGGUCAACGAGGCCAAGAACGUCUUUGGCAGCGACGACGACACCCAUCCUGGGAUCAAGCACCUCUUCAGCACCGCCAAGGAAUUCUACGUCGGUGGCAAGCUCGAGGCCAUCAACCGUCUCGAGCACUACGACUUCCUCGAUCUGCGCUUCACUCCCGCCGAGCUCCGCUCCCACUUCAGCAAGCUCGGAUGGCAAAAGGUCGUUGCUUUCCAGACUCGUAACCCCAUGCACCGUGCUCACCGCGAGUUGACGGUCCGCGCCGCCCGCUCCCAGCAGGCCAACGUCCUCAUCCACCCCGUUGUCGGUAUGACCAAGCCCGGUGACAUUGAUCACUUCACGCGUGUUCGUGUCUACAAGGCCCUCAUUGCCAGAUACCCCAACGGCAUGGCUGCUCUCGCUCUUCUCCCCCUUGCCAUGCGCAUGGGUGGUCCUCGCGAGGCUCUCUGGCACGCCAUCAUUCGCAAAAACCAUGGCUCUACCCAUUUCAUCGUCGGUCGCGACCACGCCGGGCCUGGCAAGAACAAGAACGGCAAGGACCACUACGGUCCUUAUGAUGCCCAAACCCUGGUUCAGCAGUACCAGGAGGAGCUCGGCAUCAAGAUGGUCGAGUUCCAGGAGAUGAUUUACCUCCCCGACCGUGACGAGUACCAACCCGCCAACGAGAUUCCCGAAGGUACUCGCACCAUGAAUAUCUCGGGUACCGAGCUUCGCAACCGCCUCCGCACUGGCAAGGAGAUUCCCGAGUGGUUUUCCUACCCCGAGGUUGUUAAGGCCCUUCGCGAGCAGAACCCUCUUCCCCGUGAAAAGGGCUUCACAGUCUUCAUGACUGGAUUCCAGAAUUCUGGCAAGGACCAGAUUGCCCGCGCUCUCCAGACUACCCUCAACCAGGGGGGUGGCCGCCCCGUCUCCAUGCUUCUCGGCGAGACUGUUCGGUCCGAACUCUCUCCUGAGCUAGGCUUUAGCCGUGCUGACCGCGAUCUUAACAUUUCUCGCAUCGCCUACGUCGCCUCUGAGCUGACCAGAGCCGGCGCCGCCGUCAUUGCCGCCCCCAUUGCUCCGUUUGAGCAAGCCCGUAAGCAGGCCCGCGAACUCAUUGAGAAGUCUGGUCCCUUCUUCCUCAUCCAUGUCGCCACCCCUAUUGAGUACUGCGAGAAGUCUGAUCGCCGCGGUAUCUACAAGGCUGCUCGUGCUGGCCAGAUCAAGGGUUUCACUGGUGUGGAUGACCCCUACGAGGCCCCCACCCAGGCGGACCUUGUUGUUGAUGUCGAGAAGCAAAAUGUUCGCUCCAUUGUUCACGAGAUUAUUCUUUUGCUCGAGAGCAACGGUCUUCUCGACCGCUUCUAA